Molecule: messenger RNA, 417 nt
Organism: Suillus subalutaceus
Lineage: Eukaryota; Fungi; Basidiomycota; Agaricomycetes; Boletales; Suillaceae
Exons: 7
Coding region: 1-417 (138 amino acids)
Source: RefSeq, a predicted model, not a curated record
AUGUUAAAUACCUUCGAGCCUCUGGCUUUCCCAACACCUCUUAGGACAGCGGUUACUGGAUGCAUCCUCUUGAAGGAGAGCCAUUCCGUCAAGCAUGCUGUCGCAGAGGUUUGCUCGAUGUUAUCGUCAUCGAUUCUCUUUGGCAUCCCUGACGGACGCCGUGUACCAGAAGGAACCCCAGUGCAAAGGGUGGUGGCAGUUGGGGCAUGUAUGAUUGGUGUGCUUGGGAACACCGGUGCUUCGCGCGCACCUGAUGCAUUCAUUUCUUUGUGUAUGAGUGUCUUCAAUAUUCCACACCAUGGUCCAUGGGCGUGGUUACUUAUCAUAUGCUCGUGGCUCUGGCUUCAUGACGUAGACUCUCAUUUGACCAUGGGGCUCCAGCGAAAGACUGUGCCACGUGGCGUUACUGGAAUAUAA